AUGCCUCCAAAACCAGUCAUUCCCCCAAAGCCGAACCCCAACACACCACCUCAGAACCCAGACCCUGGUAGGGCUGGAGUACCCCAGGAGCCAGGUGGUGGCAGGACUGGACAAGCGGGUAGAGUCAGACAGAUAGCUGACACUAUCAACAGGACUAUCGGAAGGACCGUGGACACCACUACCAAAGACUCUAGGCGAAAUGGAGGACCACCUCUGACUCACCACACCAGAGUCAAACUCUCACCACCAUCCAAUAGGGGAAACUGUCCCCAGUCUGCAUUAUCAUCAUCAUCAUCAUCAUCAUCAUCAUCAUCCCCAUCCCCAUCCUCAUCAUUCACACCAUCCAAUCAGGAGAGGGAGAGAAUGAUGAAAACAGGAGUGGGAGUACACAGACCAGAGCAGUUUAACCCCUCACAUCUGUCUGAGGAAAGGAAUCGAUCAGAACCUGACGGCAGUGAGGAAGAUGUGUACGAGAGAUUGACAGAUGAACAGUGCUCAGCAGCGCCCCCUGCCGAGGAGGAGAAACACUGCCACUGUGUGUGUCACCUCCAGAUACCUGGUAUGAAGCUCGUGUGGGUCCCCACAUCAGAGGAGGAGAUACCAAACCCAGCCUACACCCCCCCAGAGAGGAGAAAACUGCCUCCGCUACCCGUCCAGACCGAACGCAAACGGACCACGCAGCCUGCUUUGGCCUACAUGUUGUCCCCACGAGGGGGCAGACCUCCACGCAGCACACAGUCAAGCCACACCAGCACAGUCAAACACUCCCACCUGCCCUCAACCAACUCAGAGCCUGUGUACGAGGCCUACCGAGAGGACGUGACGAAAGAAACCCCGGCGAAGAAAGGCGGCAGUCUGAGAAGCUGCAGAGCGAGUGUUAGGAGUGAUCUGGGGCUAAAGGCCCCAGGAGGGGUCAAAGGUCACUGGGGACUAGCAGGGGCCCGGUCAUGGAGAGGGAGAGGCCCCCAACAAGCAGUGCUCUGGCAGGAUCGGGACGAUGUGAGAAAAAGUGGAAUUCUACAGAAACUGAGCCACACAGAGAUCCAGAGACAAGAGACUAUGUUUGAGGUGUUCACAUCUGAGGAGUCAUACUUAAGCUCUCUGUGUGUGCUGAAGGAUCACUUCCUGGGGUCACGGGAACUCAUCGACACUCUGGUCAUCCAUGAGAGGAAGUCCCUCUUCUCCAACAUCCUACAGGUCUAUGAAGUCAGCGAGAGAUUCAUGGCAGACCUGCAUGAGAGAGUGUAUGAGAAUGCUGUGAUACCAGAUGUCUGUGACAUCAUACAUCACCACGCCCAAAACAAUUUCUCUGCCUAUACUGACUACGUCCGCAACCAACUUUACCAGGAGAAGACCUACACUACACUUAUGCAGACUAACAGGCCAUUUGCGGUGGUGAUGAAAAGGCUGGAGGAAUCUCCCCUCUGUCAACGCCUGCCCUUCAAUUCUUUUCUCCUUCUGCCCUUCCAACGGAUCACCCGCAUCAAAAUACUCAUCCAGAGUAUUCUGAAAAGGACUGCCGAGAACUCCAAAGAAGAGGUGACGGCUUCCAAAGCCCUGGCCUGUGUGUCUGAGAUCAUUAAAGAGGCAAACUCACAGGUGGGGCAGAUGAGACAGAUGGAGGAACUCAUUCAGAUCGCCAACAUGCUGGAGUUUGACAGACUCAAGGCCGUGCCCAUUGUGUCUAAGACGCGUCACCUAGAGAAACAGGGGGAGCUGCAGCUGAUGUACAAAGGGAGCUCUCUUUUCAACAUCGGCCUCAAGUUUACACCCGUUUACCUCUUCCUCUUCAACAACCUCCUCAUCCUCACCAACAAGAAAGGUCCAGAUCGGUUUGUGGUUAUGGAUCAUGCUCACCGCUCCCUGGUCCAGGUGCAGACGUUUGGGGCGACUGACUCAAAUGAGCGUGCCUUCUGUCUGACUCUCCUGGAGAACCACCUGGGACACACCUGUGAAUAUAUAUUCAAGACUGAAACAGAGUCAGACAUGCACAGGUGGGUCGCUGCAUUUCCCUCUGUCUCGAAUCUCUGUGAGGAAGAAGAAGAGGACACAGUGUAUGAGGACUGGGACUGUCCACAGUUUCAGUGUGAGACUGAGUACACAGCUCAGCAGGCGGAUGAGCUCAGCUUAGAACCUGGUGACAUCAUCAAUGUUCUACGCAAGACGAAUGAGGGAUGGUUUGAGGGUGUGCGUCUGUGUGACCGUCAGAGAGGCUGGUUUCCUCAGGAAUACGUCUCAGAAAUCACCAAUGAACACCAGCGACGUAGAAACCUGCGGGAGCAGUACAGGAUCGCACGUGCCGCCUCAAUUGUUGCUAUGACCAGAAAAAUGACAAACUGGUCAUACAGUGAGUGUGGCCAGACGGACUGCCAUGGUCCAGUCACCCUGACUGGACCUGAAUGGACCCAGGGACUGGGCCACGCUUGA
Messenger RNA from Chanos chanos (milkfish), 2427 nucleotides. RefSeq names its product Rho guanine nucleotide exchange factor (GEF) 15 (gene arhgef15a). Lineage: Eukaryota; Metazoa; Chordata; Actinopteri; Gonorynchiformes; Chanidae. The transcript is spliced from 16 exons. Gene Ontology annotation, biological process: activation of GTPase activity. Gene Ontology annotation, molecular function: protein binding; guanyl-nucleotide exchange factor activity. The record is from RefSeq and is a predicted model, not a curated record. Bases 1 to 2427 code for a protein of 808 amino acids.